This is a messenger RNA of Gongylonema pulchrum, 228 nucleotides long. The record is from the annotation of a GenBank genome assembly. NCBI's taxonomy places the organism in Eukaryota, Metazoa, Nematoda, Chromadorea, Rhabditida, Gongylonematidae.
AUGGAUCAAGUACUCCGAGAAUGUAAGCGGCUUGGUUUAUCAAAGGAUAUCACCGAUCGUGUGCGCGACUGGUUCAUUUACACAUGGCAGAAGCAGAAGACUUUAGGUUUUUCCACAGUAUUGAAAUUUGCUAAUUUCGCAACAGUUUUACUCACAUAUUGCUUCGAUUUCUUCCUUUUUUUGGUCGAAAUAAGAAUUGCAUCCGUCUAUACUGCAACGGCUCAUUGA